GGAAGCUUCAGAGCUGCGGCCGGCCGGUCUGUCCUGCGCCAGUCCCGCGUCCAGGGACGCGCAGGACGCCGGCUCUGGGCAGCUGAACCCGACGAGGAGGGGAUGCGACUGCCACCCGCGGCAUGGCAGCCUCAGGGAUGCCAGGAGGGUGUGACAUCCUCAUCGUCUACAGUCCAGAUGCCGGGGAGUGGUGCCAGUACCUCCAGGAGCUCUUCCUGUCCAGCCGGCAGAUCCGGCGGCAGAAGAUGCUAACACACAGACUUGCCCCUGAAACAUGCUUCUCGGCAGAGGAUCUGAGUCUCUUCCUGGGUGCCCGCUGCAUCGUGGUGCUGUUAUCUGCUGAACUGGUAAUGCAGCUGCGGCGGCCGGCACUGCAACCACCUCUGCAGAGGGCUUUCCAGCCUGCACAUCGCGUGGUGAGGCUGCUCUGUGGGGUGCAAGACAGUCCAGAGUUUCUGAACUACUUUCCAGACUGGGCCCUCUGGCAGGAGCUCACCUGUGAUGACGAGCCUGAGACCUACGUGGCAGCUGUGACGAAGGCCCUUUCUGAAGAUUCUGGCUGCGAUUCAGUCACUGACACGGAGCCUGAGGACGAGAAGGCCCUUCGUGACCCGGAGCAGCAGGGCCUGCCGCUGGAGCCUCCACCUGGGAACCUGAUGGUGGUUCAGCCAGAGCGCAUUCGCUGUGGGACAGAAACCACUGUAUACGUGAUCGUGAGAUGCAGGUUGGAUGAGAAGGUCAUGACAGAAGCAGAAUUUUGCCCCGAGGAGUCCCCGGCCGUCAGGGUGGAAGCCAAGCUGGAGAACGAGUACACCGUGUCUGUGAAGGCUCCCAACUUUUCAUCCGGAAAUGUUUCUCUGAAGAUAUUCUCGGGUGACCUAGUGGUGUGUGAAACUGUUAUUAGCUACUAUACUGACAUGGAAGAGAUCGGGAACUUAUUGACCAAUGCUGCCAACCCUGUGGAGUUCAUGUGUCAGGCCUUUAAAAUUGUGCCCUACAACACUGAGACCCUGGACAAACUGCUGACAGAGUCCCUGAAGAACAACAUCCCAGCCAGUGGCCUGCACCUCUUUGGGAUCAGCCAGCUGGAAGAAGAGGAUAUGAUGACAAACCAGAGGGAGGAAGAGCUGCCCACCUUGCUGCAUUUUGCUGCCAAAUAUGGACUGAAGAACCUCACAGCCUUGCUACUCACCUGCCCAGGAGCCCUGCAGGCAUACAGCGUGGCCAACAAGCACGGCCACUACCCCAAUACCAUCGCUGAGAAACAUGGUUUCAGGGACCUGCGGCAGUUCAUCGACGAGUAUGUGGAAACUGUGGACAUGCUGAAAACUCACAUCAAGGAAGAGCUGAUGCAGGGGGAGGAGGCGGAUGCCGUGUACGAGUCCAUGGCUCACCUGUCCACAGACCUGCUCAUGAAGUGUUCACUCAACCCUGGCUGUGAUGAGGACCUGUACGAGUCAAUGGCUGCCUUUGCCCCCGCCGCCACUGAGGACCUGUAUGUGGAAAUGCUUCAAGCUAGUACCUCUAACUCAAUCCCUGGAGAGCGUUUCUCUCAGACCACUAAGGACUCCAUGAUCCGCAAGUUCUUAGAAGGCAAUAGCAUGGGAAUGACCAGUUUGGACAGAGAACAGCAGCCUCUCGGGGAGGAGGAAGACGUUUAUCACACAGUGGAUAAUGAUGAGGCCUUCUCCGUGGACCUGGCCAGCAGGCCCCCUGUCCCUGUUCCCAGGCCAGAGACCAGUGCCCCUGGUGCUCAUCCACUGCCUGACAACGAACCAUACAUUUCUAAAGUUUUUGCAGAAAAACGUCAAGAGCGGCUUGGGAAUUUCUAUGUUUCCUCUGAGAGCAUCCGAAAAGAGCCACCUGUCAGACCGUGGAGGGACAGGCCACAGUCCAGCAUAUAUGACCCAUUUGCUGGCAUGAAAACUCCAGGCCAGCGGCAGCUUAUCACUCUGCAGGAGCAAGUGAAGCUGGGUAUUGUGAAUGUGGAUGAAGCUGUGCUCCACUUCAAAGAGUGGCAGCUCAACCAGAAGAAACGAUCUGAGUCCUUUCGUUUCCAACAGGAAAAUCUUAAACGGCUAAGAGAUAGCAUCACCCGAAGACAAAGAGAGAAGCAAAAAUCGGGAAAGCAAACAGACCUGGAGAUCACGGUCCCCAUUCGACACCCACAGCACCAGCCAGGGAAAGUGGAGUUUGGAGUCUAUGAGAGUGGCCCCAGGAAAAGUGUCUUCCCACCUCGGAUGGAGCUAAGACGAGGAGACUGGAAAACAGACAGCACCUCCAGUACAGCAAGCAGUGCGAGUAACCGGUCCAGCACACGGAGUCUCCUCAGUGUGAGCAGUGGAAUGGAAGGAGACAAUGAGGAUAAUGAGGUUCCGGAGGUUACACGAAGUCGGAGUCCUGGCCCCCAAAUGGAUGGAACACCCUCUGUGCCAACGGAGCGGCCCCCAAGGGUGCCUCCCCGAGCUGCCUCCCAGAGACCUCCAGCCAGGGAAACCUUCCAUCCUCCCCCACCUGUUCCACCCAGAGGUCGCUGAUUCCAUCUGCUAAAACCUGCUCACUUCAGGACCUUCAGAUUCCCAACCUGUUGAUGAUUGUCUUCACAUUGCAUCUUAUGGCAAUGAUCCUGAUCUUACUACCCAUUAUCAUUGCGCAUGUUUGCAGCCCUGCUGGUUUGGGCUGUGCUCGAAGAAGCAUGGAGAAGUGAAAAACUAAGGACUUCAUUCACCAUUGUCAAGUAUAUUUGACCCAGAUAGUUGUUAACCACAAAGAUAAAAAUCUAAUUGGGAUACCUCUAAUUUGGCAUAUCAAGCCUAAAGUGAAAUCAGAAAUGUCCUUUACAAAUGAUUUUACUGAAAUGCACUUAUAUUAGUUUUUCUGUAUUUGCUAUUCUACCCUAAUUUCUAGAAAUGUGUAUGGUAAGACCCAUAGUUUCAAAUAAGAAAAAUCUAAGUUUUAAAUAAUUCUUCAGCUUUUUCUAUAUAUUCAGGAGGAUGUUUAUGUGCUAGCACUGGUUAUAUACAACAAACUGGAAAAAAAUGAGGGAUUGAUUCCAAGUUGUCUGACAUAGAAGGCCACUGAGGUUCCACAGAAGUCUGGAUCCAAGAGUAACCCAUUGGUUAGAGGAAGAGGUGGGUCUAGAGUCUGUACCUGCAGAUUCUAAAUCAUCACACUUCCUCUCUUACAGAGUCCCCAGAUAUGUAAAUUCACCAGUGAUUGUUGGCCUUUCAGAAACUUCCUUUAUCCAUAUCUCCCAAGCAUAGUUCUGCUUUUAGACUGGGCAUUUACACUUUAAUAUGCUUUCAAAAAACAGUUAUAUUGCCAAGAAAUAUCUAAAAAUGGUUGGGAACCAGAAUUUGGGCUGCCAGGAACCCCAAUUAUUGCUCUAGCCUUUAAAGGUCAUAGUUCUGGCCUUCGAGAGAGAGGAGCAUCCUUACCUUUUGCUUUUCUAGAGGGUCUGAAGGAAGAACUUAAAAUAGAAAGUUACUUACUUCGUUAUGCACACGCAUCUUUGCCACCAUGUUCAGUCAGUCUGUGCAGAGAACAUGAAGUCUUAAAUAUGCCAUUCAUUCUAAACCCCAGUUGCAGAAACCUGUCCUCGGAGCAUGAGUCCUUGAUGAUGCCCAGGUAGUGAAGUUAGUAUCAGAGCCUUUUAAAAUUUUUAGAAAGCUGCUGUUUCCCAUGAAAUUAUUCUCCAUUCCACACAGAUUAUUGAUGACCCAUCUAAGGGCAUUUUUAUUGGGUCCUUGUCCAGUAAUUGAAUGCUCUUUCUUAAUCUCAUUCCUCAGUUCAGAUCAAUGACUUUUACGAAGUUAACAACUUCUGAAAUCUUAAAUUUCGUUUUAUCUUAUUUGGUUUCGACAUAAAAGGCACACCUGUCAUGUCCUUCAUGAGGGCUGGUUCCUAGUAGCUAUGAUUCAGUUACGGCAGUGGUCCCUCUGCUCUGCUUGUCACUUAUUUCACAGCAAUUGGGAAAUGUAAGAUAAAUGGAGAACAAAAAAAAUUACAAUGUUGCUCCAAGUCAUUGCUCCUGCUGAUGUUUGGUUCUGAUUAAAUUUUUUACAUUCAAUAUUUCUAAACUCUCUUUUGGGUCCAAAUUUAGGUGGGGUUGUUUUUGUACAUUUUCUAAUGAGCAAGCAUUUAGAUCUUUAACAUGGCAGGAGCUACAAUCAGGUAACAAUGUUAGCAUACUUAUCUGAGUUUCACUGUGCAAUAUUUAAAUGUUUUACUGCAUUUUAUUGUUACAUGAAAAUAAGUGGAAAAAGCAAAAUUAAAAGUUUUUAAGAGAAGUCUGGGUUCCAUGAGUAUGACACACCUGAGACAGGAGUGGGAAUUACCAGGAAUGCUAAGUAGCAAGUGUUGAGUGCUCAGUAGAUGGGCAUUGGACAUCCAA
Messenger RNA from Ochotona princeps (American pika), 4393 nucleotides. It is a transcript of the gene PIK3AP1, whose product is annotated as phosphoinositide-3-kinase adaptor protein 1. The coding region runs from base 123 to 2537 and encodes 804 amino acids. Gene Ontology annotation, cellular component: cytosol. Gene Ontology annotation, biological process: signal transduction. Gene Ontology annotation, molecular function: signaling receptor binding; phosphatidylinositol 3-kinase regulatory subunit binding. NCBI's taxonomy places the organism in Eukaryota, Metazoa, Chordata, Mammalia, Lagomorpha, Ochotonidae. The transcript has 17 exons. The record is from RefSeq and is a predicted model, not a curated record.